Pteropus alecto (black flying fox) is the source of this 9243-nucleotide messenger RNA. RefSeq names its product dicer 1, ribonuclease III (gene DICER1). NCBI's taxonomy places the organism in Eukaryota, Metazoa, Chordata, Mammalia, Chiroptera, Pteropodidae. Gene Ontology annotation, biological process: siRNA processing; apoptotic DNA fragmentation; pre-miRNA processing. The transcript has 28 exons. Bases 223 to 5988 code for a protein of 1921 amino acids. Gene Ontology annotation, cellular component: RISC complex; nucleus; cytoplasm. The record is from RefSeq and is a predicted model, not a curated record. Gene Ontology annotation, molecular function: RNA binding; ribonuclease III activity; DNA binding.
UGUUGCUUUUAGGUUACCUAGGGUAUGAAUUAAUACAGACUUGGGAACUGAAAGAACUUAGAAUCAGCAUUUUGAGAGCAGAAGCUUGGGCAUGCUGUGAUUUUCCAAUAAACUGCUAUCACAAUGUCAAAAUGCAGUUCAGACAACAGCAACACAGAGAUCUCAAACAUUAAAACGUAAGCUGUGCUAGAACAAAAAUGCAAUGAAAGAAACACUGGAUGAAUGAAAAGCCCUGCUUUGCAACCCCUCAGCAUGGCAGGCCUGCAGCUCAUGACCCCUGCUUCCUCACCAAUGGGUCCUUUCUUUGGACUGCCAUGGCAACAAGAAGCAAUUCAUGAUAACAUUUAUACGCCAAGAAAAUAUCAGGUUGAACUGCUCGAAGCAGCUCUGGACCAUAAUACCAUAGUCUGUCUGAACACUGGCUCAGGGAAGACGUUUAUCGCAGUGCUACUCACUAAAGAGCUGUCCUAUCAGAUCAGGGGCGACGUCAGCAGACUCGGGAAAAGGACGGUGUUCUUGGUCAACUCUGCAAACCAGGUUGCUCAACAAGUGUCAGCUGUCAGAACUCAUUCAGAUCUCAAGGUUGGGGAAUACUCAAACCUAGAAGUAAAUGCAUCUUGGACAAAAGAGAAAUGGAGCCAAGAGUUUGCUAAGCACCAGGUUCUCGUUAUGACUUGCUAUGUCGCCUUGAAUGUUUUGAAAAAUGGUUACUUAUCACUGUCAGACAUUAACCUUUUGGUGUUUGAUGAGUGUCAUCUUGCAAUCCUAGACCACCCCUACCGAGAAAUUAUGAAGCUCUGUGAAAAUUGUCCGUCAUGCCCUCGUAUUUUGGGACUAACUGCUUCCAUUUUAAAUGGGAAGUGUGAUCCAGAGGAAUUGGAAGAAAAGAUUCAGAAACUGGAGAAAAUUCUCAAGAGUAACGCUGAAACUGCAACUGACUUGGUGGUCUUAGACAGAUACACUUCUCAGCCUUGUGAGAUCGUGGUAGACUGUGGACCGUUUAUGGACAGAAGUGGGCUUUAUGAAAGACUGCUGAUGGAAUUAGAAGAAGCACUUAAUUUUGUCAGUGACUGUAACAUUUCUGUUCAUUCAAAAGAAAGAGAUUCUACUUUAAUUUCUAAACAGAUACUGUCGGACUGUCGUGCGGUGUUGGUAGUUCUGGGACCCUGGUGUGCAGAUAAAGUCGCUGGAAUGAUGGUAAGAGAACUGCAGAAGUACAUCAAGCACGAACAGGAGGAGCUGCACAGGAAAUUCCUUUUGUUUACAGACACUUUCCUACGGAAAAUACAUGCACUAUGUGAAGAGCACUUCUCACCUGCCUCACUUGACCUGAAAUUUGUAACUCCUAAAGUAAUAAAACUGCUUGAAAUCCUACGCAAAUAUAAACCAUAUGAGCGACAACAGUUUGAAAGCGUGGAGUGGUACAAUAAUAGGAAUCAGGAUAAUUAUGUGUCUUGGAGUGAUUCUGAGGAUGAUGAUGAGGAUGAAGAAAUUGAAGAAAAGGAGAAACCAGAGACAAAUUUUCCUUCUCCAUUUACCAAUAUUUUAUGUGGAAUUAUUUUCGUGGAAAGAAGAUACACAGCAGUUGUCUUAAACAGAUUGAUAAAGGAAGCUGGCAAACAGGAUCCAGAGCUGGCUUACAUCAGCAGCAAUUUUAUAACUGGACAUGGCAUCGGCAAGAAUCAGCCUCGUAACAAACAGAUGGAAGCGGAAUUCAGAAAACAGGAAGAGGUGCUUAGGAAAUUUCGAGCACAUGAGACUAACCUGCUUAUUGCAACAAGUAUUGUGGAGGAGGGUGUUGAUAUACCAAAAUGCAACUUGGUGGUUCGUUUUGAUUUGCCCACAGAGUAUCGAUCCUAUGUUCAAUCUAAAGGGAGAGCAAGGGCACCGAUCUCUAAUUAUAUAAUGUUAGCAGAUACAGACAAAAUAAAAAGUUUUGAAGAAGACCUGAAAACGUACAAAGCUAUUGAAAAGAUCUUAAGAAAUAAAUGUUCCAAGUCAGUUGAUACUGGUGAGACUGAGAUUGAGCCCGUUGUGGAUGAUGAUGAUGUUUUCCCACCAUACGUGUUGAGGCCCGAUGAUGGUGGUCCACGAGUCACAAUCAACACAGCCAUCGGACACAUCAAUAGAUACUGUGCUAGAUUACCAAGUGAUCCGUUCACUCAUCUGGCCCCUAAAUGCAGAACCCGAGAGCUGCCUGAUGGGACAUUUUAUUCAACUCUCUAUCUGCCAAUUAACUCACCUCUUCGAGCCUCGAUUGUUGGUCCACCGAUGAGCUGUACACGCCUAGCCGAAAGAGUCGUAGCGCUCAUUUGCUGUGAAAAACUGCACAAAAUUGGGGAACUGGAUGACCAUUUGAUGCCAGUUGGGAAAGAAACCGUUAAAUAUGAAGAAGAGCUUGACUUACAUGAUGAGGAAGAGACCAGUGUCCCAGGCAGACCGGGCUCCACAAAACGCAGGCAGUGCUACCCCAAAGCAAUUCCAGAAUGUCUGAGGGAUAGCUACCCUAGACCCGAUCAGCCCUGUUACCUGUAUGUGAUAGGGAUGGUUCUCACGACACCGCUGCCUGAUGAGCUCAACUUCAGAAGGCGGAAGCUUUAUCCCCCCGAGGAUACUACACGAUGCUUCGGAAUACUGACAGCCAAACCCAUACCUCAGAUUCCGCACUUUCCCGUGUAUACUCGCUCUGGAGAGGUGACCAUAUCUAUUGAGUUGAAGAAGUCUGGUUUCACAUUGUCUCUACAAAUGCUCGAGUUGAUCACAAGACUCCACCAGUAUAUAUUCUCACAUAUUCUUCGCCUUGAAAAACCUGCACUAGAGUUUAAACCCACAGACGCUGAUUCGGCUUACUGUGUUCUACCUCUGAAUGUUGUUAAUGACUCCAGCACUUUGGACAUUGACUUUAAGUUCAUGGAAGAUAUUGAGAAAUCUGAAGCUCGCAUAGGCAUUCCCAGUACAAAGUAUUCAAAAGAAACACCCUUUGUUUUUAAAUUGGAAGAUUACCAGGAUGCAGUGAUCAUUCCAAGAUAUCGAAAUUUCGAUCAGCCUCAUCGAUUUUAUGUAGCUGAUGUGUACACUGAUCUUACUCCACUGAGUAAAUUUCCUUCCCCUGAGUAUGAAACUUUUGCAGAAUAUUAUAAAACAAAGUAUAACCUUGACCUGACCAAUCUCAACCAGCCACUGCUGGAUGUGGACCACACAUCUUCAAGACUUAAUCUUUUGACGCCUCGCCAUUUGAAUCAGAAGGGGAAAGCUCUUCCUCUGAGCAGUGCUGAAAAAAGGAAAGCCAAAUGGGAAAGUCUGCAGAACAAACAGAUACUGGUUCCAGAACUCUGUGCUAUACAUCCAAUUCCAGCAUCACUGUGGAGAAAAGCAGUCUGUCUCCCCAGCAUCCUUUAUCGCCUUCACUGCCUUUUGACUGCAGAGGAGCUAAGAGCCCAGACAGCCAGCGAUGCUGGCGUGGGAGUCAGAUCACUUCCUGUGGAUUUUAGAUACCCUAACUUAGACUUCGGAUGGAAAAAAUCUAUCGACAGCAAAUCUUUCAUCUCAAUUGCUAACUCCUCUUCAGCGGAAAAUGAUAAUUACUGUAAGCACAGCACAAUUGUAGUCCCUGAAAAUGCUGCACAUCAAGGUGCUAAUCGAACCUCCUCUCUAGAAAAUCAUGACCAAAUGUCUGUGAACUGCAGAAUGUUAUUCAAUGAGUCACCUGGUAAGCUCCCAAUUGAAGUUUCAACAGAUCUGACAGCAAUUAAUGGUCUUUCUUACAAUAGAAACCUUGCCAAUGGCAGUUAUGAUCUAGCUAACAGAGACUUUUGCCAAGGAAAUCAGCUGAAUUACUACAAGCAGGAAAUACCUGUACAACCAACUACCUCAUAUCCCAUUCAGAAUUUAUACAAUUAUGAGAACCAGCCCAAGCCCAGCGAUGAAUGUACUCUACUGAGUAAUAAAUACCUUGAUGGAAAUGCUAACAAAUCUACCUCAGAUGGAAGUCCCGUGACGGCCGCGAUGCCUGGCACUGCAGAGGCUGUCCCCACGCUCGAGGACAGGGCGGGUUCUAAGCAGAGCCCUUCUCCCGGGCGCUCCUCGAGGACUCUCGGCCCAAAUCCUGGGCUUAUUCUUCAGGCCUUGACCCUUUCGAAUGCUAGCGAUGGGUUCAACCUGGAGCGGCUCGAGAUGCUUGGCGACUCCUUUUUAAAGCAUGCCAUCACCACCUACCUGUUUUGCACUUAUCCUGAUGCUCAUGAGGGCCGCCUUUCAUAUAUGAGAAGCAAAAAGGUCAGCAACUGUAAUCUCUACCGGCUUGGGAAGAAGAAGGGGCUGCCCAGCCGCAUGGUGGUGUCGAUAUUCGAUCCCCCCGUGAAUUGGCUUCCUCCUGGUUAUGUAGUAAAUCAAGACAAAAGUAACACAGAUAAAUGGGAGAAAGACGAAAUGACAAAAGACUGCAUGCUGGCUAAUGGCAGACUGGACGACGACUUGGAGGAGGAGGAGGAGGAGGGCCUGACGUGGAGGGCCCCGAAGGAGGACACCGAGUACGAGGACGACUUCCUGGAGUACGACCAGGAGCACAUCAAGUUCAUAGACAACAUGCUGAUGGGGUCGGGAGCCUUCGUAAAGAAAAUUUCUCUCUCUCCUUUUUCAACCACCGAUUCUGCAUAUGAAUGGAAAAUGCCCAAAAAGUCCUCCUUAGGUAGCAUGCCGUUCUCGGCAGAUUUUGAGGAUUUUGACUAUAGCUCCUGGGAUGCGAUGUGCUAUCUGGACCCCAGCAAGGCCGUGGAGGAGGACGACUUUGUGGUGGGGUUCUGGAAUCCGUCAGAGGAGAGCUGCGGCGUGGACGCGGGGAAGCAGUCCAUUUCCUACGACCUGCACACGGAGCAGUGCAUCGCCGACAAGAGCAUCGCGGACUGCGUGGAGGCCCUGCUGGGCUGCUACUUAACCAGCUGUGGCGAGAGGGCCGCUCAGCUUUUCCUCUGCUCGCUGGGGCUGAAGGUGCUCCCGGUCGUUAAAAGGACUGACCGGGAAACGGCCACAUGCCCGACACGGGAGAGUUUCGGCAGCCAACAAAAGAGCCUUUCAGGGGGCCGCGCUGCCGCCUGUGCAGCCAGCCCCCGCUCCCCCGUGUUUAAAGACUUGGAAUACGGUUGUUUGAAGAUUCCACCACGAUGUAUGUUUGACCAUCCAGAUGCAGAUAAAACGCUGAAUCACCUGAUAUCGGGUUUCGAAAAUUUCGAAAAGAAAAUCAACUACAGAUUCAAGAAUAAGGCUUACCUUCUGCAGGCUUUUACACAUGCCUCCUACCACUACAAUACUAUUACUGAUUGCUACCAGCGCUUAGAAUUCCUGGGGGAUGCGAUUUUGGACUACCUCAUAACCAAGCACCUUUACGAAGACCCGCGGCAGCACUCCCCAGGGGUCCUGACGGACCUGCGGUCUGCUCUGGUCAACAACACCAUCUUCGCGUCGCUGGCGGUGAAGUACGACUACCACAAGUACUUCAAAGCGGUGUCCCCUGAGCUCUUCCACGUCAUCGAUGACUUCGUGCAGUUUCAGCUUGAGAAGAACGAAAUGCAAGGGAUGGAUUCCGAGCUUAGGAGAUCUGAGGAGGAUGAAGAGAAGGAAGAGGAUAUUGAAGUUCCAAAGGCCAUGGGGGAUAUUUUUGAGUCACUUGCUGGUGCCAUUUACAUGGAUAGUGGGAUGUCACUGGAGAUGGUUUGGCAGGUGUACUAUCCUAUGAUGCGGCCGCUAAUAGAAAAAUUUUCUGCGAAUGUGCCCCGUUCCCCUGUGCGAGAAUUGCUUGAAAUGGAACCAGAAACUGCCAAAUUUAGCCCGGCCGAGAGAACUUACGAUGGCAAGGUCAGGGUCACCGUGGAAGUGGUGGGAAAGGGGAAAUUCAAAGGUGUCGGCCGAAGUUACAGGAUCGCCAAGUCUGCAGCAGCCAGAAGAGCCCUACGAAGCCUCAAAGCUAAUCAACCUCAGGUUCCCAACAGCUGAAGCCCCUUUUUAAAAUUAAAAAAAGCAGAAUUAAGGUGGAAAAUAUUUAAAUUGAAAAGGAUGAUUUAAAGUUGAUAUUGAACAGAAUGAAUUGAAGGCAGAAUUUAAAGUUUGUGUGAUAACAAGAUAGAUUGCAUUUAACAUAUGUAUAAAAAUUUUGGAACUAAUGGUAGUUUUAGUUUUUUGCGCAAACACAAUCUUGUCUUCUUUCCUCACUUCCUGCUUUGUUUAAAUCACAAGAGUGCUUUAACGAUGGCAUUUAGCGAGCACUCAGCGUAAUUAUCGACAGUUGUUUGUUUGUUUGCUUAAUUUGUCACCUUCGCUUAGUGUUAGGGAGCCACGGAGCUGAAACCUCAGACAGUCCCUAGGGCUAGGGUCCCGUACCACCCCUCAGUGUGUGCGUCUCGCCCGGUCCAUAAGCCGGGGAGCAUGGGGGAGGGCGCGGGUCGCGAGGGGAGUGUGCCAGCGUCGUCUCUUCUCCACGUUAGGUUGUGUGAGACGCUGUUGCCCAGUUGCUACUGCACUUGACAGCGAGGGACAGGUGUCGAAUGAGCAUUGGCUGGCAUGUUGGCGAAUCGGAUUUUAGUGUUCUCAUGCCACAUAGUCUUGCAUAAAAAAGGUUCUUGCCUUAAAAGUAACACCCUCAUGGAUAGUCUUUAAUUUCUGAUCUUUUUGGAACAAACUACUUUACAUUCCCUUCAUUUUAUUACGCAUUAGACGUUGAGAUAGCGUGAUAUUUACAACUCACUAGCAUAGUUGUAACUUAACUUAUUACAGGAUAUGACAGUUUCUGUCCUGUGUGUACUAAAGACAUUUUAAAACCCAGAAUAUGUAGUCUAUGGAUUUUUAAAAACACCACCAUUAAAAGGAUCUUUGACUAAGUACACAAUUUUAUUAAAAACCUCCUGCUAGGUCGUUCCACUGAUGGCAAUUGUUUGUGGCAAAUAAUUUUGCCCUGUAGGCUGUUUCUCUCACAAAAUAAACUUUAGACAUAUCACACCUAAAAUAUGCUGCAGAUUUUGUAAUUGAUCGGUUACUUAUUUAAAGAAGCAGAACCCAGCACCUUUACUGUUAGUCUUCUCACAUAAAUUUCUUACUGUACUUUUCACAAUUUUGCAUGCACAUUUCACCUACCAAAGCAGUGCUGUUAAUGCCAUGAAAGUUUAACGUUUGCGAUAAACUGCCGUAAUUUUGAUACAUCAGUGAUUUAGCUCAUUAAUUUAGAUAAACUAGCUCAUGAUUUCUAUCUUUGGAAAAGAAAAAAAAAAAAAGACAUUUUUAGGCGUUUGCCUGAGUUUCUUUAAUUAGACCUGUAGGCACUCUUCACUUAAAUACCUCAGUUCUUCUUUUCUUUUGCAUGCGUUUUUUCCCCCGUUUGGUGCUAUGUUUAUGUAUUAUGCUUGAAAUUUUAAUUUUUUUUUUGCACUGUACCUACGAUACCUCUUCAUUUACCUUUAUAAAAGCCGUGGGCCAGUCUUGCACUCCCACCAACACACCAGUAGAGGUUUGCUGCAAUUCGCCCCAUUAAUUAUGCUUGAAGUUUAAGAAAGCUGAGCAGAGGUGUCUAACGUUUCCCAGCACGUCAUUCUGAACUGACGCUUCGUGCGAUGCUGCACUUGCGUUCGAAUUGCAGUCGAAUACUGUGCGUCUUGCUUUAUCUGCAGCACUCACGCCCAGGGACGCACCUCUGCACGUGUCACCCAGAACACCGUCAACGUCACUUCCUAAGGAGACCGGAGUGACGGGGGUGUUAAGCUUCUCCAACGUUACUUGUUGUCUCCAACCUCAAACUUAACAUUGAGAUCUAAAUUGUUAAAUGAGUUUUUGAGUAAAUUAAUUUGAGUGGGCUCGUUUUUAAAAUAUUGAAUUCUGGUUUGGAACCUUAGAUUUCUGUUUGUUUUUUGAAAAAACCUCAAUGCGAGAUCUGGCAAGUUAAAAGCAAGCAGUUCUUGAAUUAUAUAUAACUGUAAACAUGUACAAUUAACAAGAAAGACAAGCAUGUAAAUUUUACUUGUGAGGGAGGGUGAUUUGUGAUGAAGUUAUAUCACAAGUCUCUUGAUAAUUUUUAAACUACCUGAUGCCAGGAGCUUAGGGCUUUGCGUUGUAUCUAAUGCACUAAUCCCAGUGUUAAGGGGUUCUCUCGCUUCCUGGCACCAAAACCAGAUUGUUCCGCAGUUACAAUUCCCGUUGGGAGAAAAUGCCUCAAUAUAUUUUGUAACCUUAAGAAGAGUAUUUUUUGUUAAUACUAAAAAGUUCAGACUUGGAUGUGAUUAGGUCAUACAUUCUCAGGGGUUCAAAUUUCCUGCUACCAUUCAAAAUAUUUUAUCAACAGCAAACUUUAGCUAUUUUGUAUUUCUUUCUUUCUUUCUUUUUUUUUUUUUUUUGCUGGAGAAAAAUAGCUGAUUUUAAUUUGCGACUCACACUUUGAAGCAUUCUAUGAUCCCCUGGUUACUGCAUUAAAAAAAUAAAAACUAUGAGUUAGACAUAUGAAAUGGUUAUGAACGCUUUUGUGCUGCUGAUUUUUUAUGCUGUAAAGUUUUCCCCAGUUUAGCUUGACAUGUUUCGCAUCCAUUAAUUAAGAAAAAAAAUCACUCUGUUGCCCCCUCUUUCCAACCAUGUGUGUGUCCUCCUCUUGUUCCUGUGAUUGCCACGUGAGACCGAAUGUAACACGGAAACCUACUAGUGGGAGGCGUCGCCGUGCUGUGAGCACACGUGUAAAGGACUGGCGAGGCGUGUCUUGAAAGCAACUACAGAAACUCCUUGUGAUGAUUGUGUGGAGGUUCGUUGGCUCGAACCUUCAUUGUAAAUGUUUUAGCUUUUGUGAUACACGUUCAGCAGUCCUAACUAUGCUGCGUUUUGUAAUAGCUUUCCCCCCCUCUUCUGUUCAUGUAGCACAGAUAAGCAUUGCACUUGGUACCAUGCUUUACCUCAUUUCAAGGAAAAUAUGCUUAACUGAGAGGAAAAAAUGUGGUUUGGCCUCGCUGCUGUUUUGAUUUACCGAAUUUGAAAAAGAUAAUUAUAAUGCCUGCAAUGUGUCAUAUACUUGCACAACUUAAAUAGGUCAUUUUUGUCUGUGGCAUUUUUACUGUUUGUGAAAGUAUGACAGAGAUUUGUUAACUGAACUCUUAAUUAUGUUUGAAAAAAUGUUUGUUACGUUUUUUUCUUUUUCUCUUUUUUCUUUUACGUUAUGUGAUUAAAUUUAGAAUGACCUCUAACACUCCUGUAAUGAUCUUUUCAAAUACUAAUAUUUUUAUU